GUUGAUAAAUUGUUUUUUGUUUUUUUAGCCUGAAUAAAAAGUUGUUCACCACUGGUUUGCACAGGUGGAAAAAGUUGACCUUAGCUGACACAACCCUUUAUUUUAUCUGAGCUGAAUAAAAAGCAAAACCUCAGACGAAAGAAAGUUGAAAUCAUGACUAACCUGAAAGCAUUAUUUUCUUUUGUGUCCUCUCUACAAUGGGGUGACCUCCCUUCAUUGUGAACGGUUGAGGGCGGCCGCUGAAUCCACAGGUCUCCGUCAGCCUGACUGUGCCCUCCAGUGGACGCGCCGAGCCUGAUGCCGCCGUUCAGCCAUGUUCCUCUGGCGUCAGCGCGGGGAUUAAAACCACGCUUCUUUUUUGAUACUUGAUCGGGAAGCUUCCUGGAGUAAACAUCCCCGCAGGGACGGAGCUCACUUCGAUGCAUCUGCAUGGCAGCAGGAGCGAGCGGCUCUCCGGGAUGAGGACACAGCGCGGCGGCGGCGCGUCCUGAGCCGCGCGAGACACGAAGAUUACGCGCAGAACUAAAGUUCGGAAGGAUUUAUUGUUCAGCUUUAAGGGGGUGACCUCUGACUUGAGGUCUGGACCUGAGGCACCUGCAGGGCCACAUCACUGCAGCAGAAUGGGCAACUUUUCCAGCAAGGACAAUCACGGACCCGUAGGCACCCAUGUAGAGAACUUCCACACACCACCCUCUUCUCCACAGAGUGAUGGGGUUGGAUUCUGCCCCAGUCCUGCCCAGCUUCAAGCUUCAUCCUCACCUGCUGCACCAGCCGGCACAUCAAGUGGAAAGAAGUCACAACUCAGCCCCCCAGUCUCUCCCAGGACUCCCAUUCCACCCCCCGACUGGAGUCCCCCUCCACCAGCUAGUCCCAGAGUUAACCCCUUGCCCAAGACGUCAGGAAGCGCGUUUGGAGGUAGAGGACGGUCUAGUUUGGGGAGGAAUGGAGCUCUUCCUCCGAGUUCUACUUCAAGAACUUUGCCCUCCCCUGUAAAGAGUGUGGCCAUUAGCCCAAUAAAGAGUCCUUCCUCGGUGUCCACUGCUGCACCGGUUACCAGCUCUGUGGGGCAGAGCUUGAAGGAAAGAGACGGUGGUGAGAAGCAGCCUGUGGCACCAGUGCCUGAGGAUACGAACAGCCAGGAUCAGGAGCUGGUGGAGUUGUUGAAAGAGUGUGUAUCAACGUUGGGAAGUUCUUCAUUGCAAGACGGGACUCCAAGAACAAAAGAGAUACUCAAACAUCUGCUGACAGAGGUGAAAAGCUUAAAGACUACUUUACAGACGGAGCGGGAAGAAUGGCUGCAGUUCCAAGGGGACCUCCAGGUGGCGGUGUCGGUGGCGGACCGUUUGAGAGCCGAGAUGGAGGAAGAGCUGGUGGCUCUCCGAAAGGCCCACAAAGACACGGAGAGGGAGCUGGCGGCGGCCCUGCAGAGGCAGAAAGAGGCUGACAUGCGGCUGGUGUCACUGCAGGGAGAGCUGAAAGAGAGCAGGCAGAGACUGACCACUCUAACCCGAGCCCCCGACAAAGGUGAGGCCCGGGAUUCACGUCCGGCACUAGACGGACCCGGUGCAGAAUCCAAAUCCGAACACAGAGGAGGAAGUGAAAGAGGCCGGGGGAUGGGAAGUAAAAGUCCAAGUGAUGCUGGCGAAGCUGCGAGAAUGGAUUGUAAAGGUGUGACUAAGAGGUAUCUCCGGAACGUAACCAAUGAGGACAGAGAUGGGAAGGAUGUGCGGUCCAGUGAGACGCGAAGAGCGGUGACCUCAGAGAGGUCGAGAAGUCUGUCCAGAUUACCUGCCUCCUCCGACGCCGUCACCACGCAGAACGGAUCAACUCAACCCAACUCUGCUUUAACACUUGAAACCCCAAAGAACUUUGGACAGCUAAGAGCUCGGAGAAGUUUAGAUUGGCAGGACAGUCAGCUGAACAGCGAUGCGGGAAAGCGUGAGGAGUCUUUAAACAAGUAUAACUCCGCUCUCACUGAGUUGCCGCACACAAAUAUUGAUAUCGCUGUCAGAUCCCAGGAUGGUUUGAGCUUGCUGCUGCGUCGUCACGGAGGCUCAAAGAGGAACUCUCUGCUCCGCUGGUGUCAGAACCGAACCCAGGGCUACAAGAACAUUGACAUCACUAACUUCAGCAGCAGCUGGGCGGACGGCCUGGCCUUCUGCGCCGUCUACCACACUUACCUCCCCUCCCACAUCCCUUUCAGCACCCUCUCACCAGAGAACAAGAAAGAGAAUCUCAGCCUGGCGUUCAAGACCGGAGAGGGUGUGGGGAUUACUCAAUCUCUGUUUUUAUUCGACAGACGAUAGAGGAGAUGCUGCGAGCAGGUGGACCCGACUGGCAGAGGGUACUGAGCUACGUGGAGAGCAUGUACCGCCACUUUGAGAUGUGACCGCCAUUUGUGGGUGUUAGGAGACCUAACACGAAAGAUACAAGUAUUAUGGUACCUCUAAUGCAACCUUCUCUUGGAUGGCUUUAAAUGCCUCCUUUGUAAGUUAUAACAUUGUUUAUAUCAUCUUGGAAAUAUAAUUAUUUUAGGUAAACAGAACAGUUAAUGCCACAAAAAUGUACAAAAAAUGUUAUUUUUCUGAAUUAGAUUUAAUUCAAAUUGAUAAAUGCUCCUGAUUAGAAACAAAAUUAACUUUCUGACCACUAACGAUAGAGAUGUUUAGUUGCUGUACAUGUCUCUACACUGGUACUUCAUACUCAGAAAGUACUGUACUUCAUAAAAGCUUUAACUUCACAUGGUUUCAGCUGUAAAAAUAUUUGCCUUUCAGCUUUUAUGUGUGGCCAUUUCCAGUUUUUUCACUCACUCUGUAGACAAUCACUUCUGUUUCAUGCUUUGGUUGCAUCAGAUCGUUGUGCCCAGCUUUGGAAAAAGCCAAAAAAAAAUCCACAUCAGGAAGUCUGAAAGAUUCCUGCCUGUUUCCCCUCUCAAAGUGCCUCCGUGUUCUGCCUGUGUGUGCGCAGGUCUAGUGUCCUUGCUUGUGCUUUGCAAAAAUAAUAAAGCAAAAGCGAAUGCAGGCCCAUACAAGCAUGCACCUUCCAUUUCAACAUCACCUGAAGUCUCUCAUGCAUCCACACUCUCACACACCUGGAACUGCUUUGACAUGAAGCCAGGUCUAUUGCCAAAGCUGUACACGUCAAACUGUGGAAAAAUGUGCCUUUGAUUGUGAAAUAAAUGUAUCUACUGUUAGAACACGAUGCAAAAGCAAUAAAGUGUUAAAAUAUC
This is a messenger RNA of Oryzias melastigma (Indian medaka), 3229 nucleotides long. RefSeq names its product cytospin-A. The record is from RefSeq and is a predicted model, not a curated record. Bases 621 to 2306 code for a protein of 561 amino acids. Lineage: Eukaryota; Metazoa; Chordata; Actinopteri; Beloniformes; Adrianichthyidae. The transcript is spliced from 12 exons. Gene Ontology annotation, molecular function: protein binding.